Rana temporaria (common frog) is the source of this 1480-nucleotide messenger RNA. It is a transcript of the gene PPP1R1C, whose product is annotated as protein phosphatase 1 regulatory inhibitor subunit 1C. The record is from RefSeq and is a predicted model, not a curated record. Lineage: Eukaryota; Metazoa; Chordata; Amphibia; Anura; Ranidae. The transcript is spliced from 6 exons. Gene Ontology annotation, cellular component: cytoplasm. Bases 666 to 1148 code for a protein of 160 amino acids. Gene Ontology annotation, biological process: intracellular signal transduction. Gene Ontology annotation, molecular function: protein phosphatase inhibitor activity.
ACUGUAAAAUGAACUUGCCUAACUAGGUGGCUGAUACUUGAGACAACCAAAUAUUUUCAAAUGUGUUAGCGUCAGUUAAAACCGAUUUGUUUGCCUUGUACAAAAGAGAACGCUUUUUGUCUAAACAUCUGGACACACUAAAAGUGGUAAGCUUGAGAUAUAUUAGCUGGAUGCUGUUAAGCCUCCUCACUCUCUGAAUUGUCAUGAUCAAAUAUUAAUGGUCCAUCAGCAAUGCUCAGAGGGAGCUUAUAUUGCAUUUGUGAGUAAAGCGUUGGUAAUGUACAGUGGAUCUAUGCACUUUUUUUUUUUCAAAAUCCCAGGGCACUGGGCCAUUCAAGGCUAGCGUUGCAUUUUCAAUUAGAUUCUGAGUGAAUCCCUGGCAUGUGCAGAAGCAAAACUGGUACACAAUUAGCUCAUUGUUGCUUUAGCUUUGUGCGGAGAGGAUCUAAAGGACUGAAAAAAAAGGAGCCAGUUGCAAGAACUGCUAUUGAUGUGGAAUAAGGGAGUUGCUUAUUUCAUGCAGCCGCACUUGAUAAAGGAGAAACUACAGCUAUCAUCUAAUAGCAGAGAGAGUCUCUUUAAAGGCGUGUGCCAGGGGCAAAACACUUGGACUUCUUGGCUAAUUUGGGGUUUCAAUUUUUUUGUUCAACUGCCAUCACUACAAUAUGGAGCCCAACAGUCCCAAAAAGAUACAAUUUGCAGUUCCAUUAUUUCAAAGUCCGCUGGAUCCAGAAGCCUCAGAACAGAUCAGAAAAAGAAGACCUACGCCAGCCUCACUGGUUAUAAUGAAUGAACAGCCACCACCAGAAAUAAAUGAUAAUAGGACAACCAGCACACAUGAAGAGAACGUUUCCCCAAAACAGAGGAAGCAAAGUGUCUACUCAGCCCCGGAGAUGAAAGGUAGCAAUGAGCAGGCAAAACCUUUAAUUUCUAUUGACGAUAAACAUCAGUCCACCAGCAUGCCGUAUGAGCAAACAGUAACAGAGAAUACCAAGCUGCUCAUGAAACCAAGACGAAAAGACACUCCAUAUCAUCUUGAUUUGCCAUUCUUUCCAGGGGUUACACAGAUAAAAACACAGAAGGAUUCUGCUUUUCGUGAGGAAGAUGAAGAAAAUAACAAGGAUGAAGAUGAUGAGUGUGACCACUGAACACUUGGCCAUUUUUUGUAUUGAAGUCUAAGAACUAUACAAUGCUGAUCAUUUUCUCACCCUACAGAAUUUCAGGAGGCAUUUUAUCUCUCAGCUAUGUGUGGUGUUUUUUAAGCAGGAUCUCUUUAUUGAACUUCGGAAUUUCAACGCACAUCAUCAUUAUAAUCUGAUACAGAAUGAGAAAUAUUGUCACAUCAUCCAUAUUUCAUGCAUUACUGGUUUAAUUGUACUAUUCUUAUUGCUAACUUGCUAAAUGGUGUUGAGAAGACAAUCGUGUAAAUAGUGCAAAUAUUAAAACUGCUAUAUAAAUAAACAUUUAGAAAAAAAUCUAA